UGUUUGUUUUCUAUUUUUCGUCCGUCGGGGCGCCAAGCUUGGCUGAGGUCCCAACUACGCAAUUGCUACUUCCUAACUAGGUUUGCAGGGCAAUUCUCCAAUUACAUGAUUGCGAGUAGCGUAAUACCUGCACUUUUACAGCCAGUCCCCGAGCCUCUUAACUCUUCCCAUGUAUCACACCCACUCUCGAGAUACUACUGA
Messenger RNA from Blumeria graminis f. sp. triticale, 201 nucleotides. The record is from the annotation of a GenBank genome assembly. NCBI's taxonomy places the organism in Eukaryota, Fungi, Ascomycota, Leotiomycetes, Helotiales, Erysiphaceae.